ACCCCCACUGCUCCGGCUCUCUCUCUCUCUCCAUAAAUAGAUAGAGGAAGAGGAGAGAGAAGAAGGCCACCGCCACCGUCACCGCCACCGACAUCGCCUCGUAACCCGACCCGACCAGCCCCCAUUCCCCGAACCCCGCGCCGGGGAGCCAGCCGCGUGCAUUCCCCGAUCCCCACUGCCCCGCCCCGCCGCGCCACCGGACCAGGGGAAGGAGGAUAUGUCGUCGUCGUCUCCCUCUCCGGCGGCGGCGGCCGCGCGCCUGGAUCUGGACGGCAACCCCAUCGCGCCCCUCACCAUCUGCAUGAUUGGCGCCGGCGGCUUCAUCGGGUCCCACCUCUGCGAGAAGCUCAUGGCCGAGACGCGCCACGUCGUCCUCGCCGUCGACGUCUACUGCGACAAGAUCCGCCACCUCGUCGACCCCGCGCCGCCGCACCUCGCCGGCCGCAUCUCUUUCCACCGCCUCAACAUCAAGAACGACUCCAGGCUCGAGGGCCUCAUCAAGAUGGCCGAUCUGACCAUCAACCUGGCGGCCAUCUGCACGCCGGCGGACUACAACACGCGCCCCCUCGACACCAUCUACAGCAACUUCAUCGACGCACUCCCAGUGGUCAAAUACUGCUCCGAGAACAGCAAGCGUCUCAUCCACUUCUCCACCUGCGAGGUCUAUGGCAAGACCAUCGGCAGCUUCCUCCCCAAAGACCACCCGCUCCGCAAGGAACCUGAAUUUUAUGUUCUGAAAGAAGAUGAGUCACCCUGUAUUUUUGGUCCAAUUGUGAAACAACGAUGGUCCUAUGCAUGCGCAAAGCAACUUAUUGAGAGGCUUAUAUUUGCUGAAGGCGCAGAAAAUGGCCUUGAAUUCACGAUUGUGAGACCUUUCAAUUGGAUUGGCCCAAGAAUGGACUUCAUUCCUGGUGUUGAUGGUCCUAGUGAGGGUGUACCCCGGGUUUUGGCUUGCUUCAGUAACAAUCUGCUCCGCCGAGAGCCCUUGAAGCUUGUUGAUGGGGGCCAGUCUCAGAGAACUUUUGUUUACAUUAAGGAUGCCAUCGAAGCUGUUGUGCUAAUGAUUGAAAAUCCUGCUCGAGCCAAUGGUCACAUCUUCAAUGUUGGGAAUCCUGACAAUGAGGUUACUGUUAGGGAGUUGGCCCAAAUGAUGACAGAGGUCUAUGCAAACGUCUCAGGAGAGGCACCACUGGAUGAGCCCAUGAUUGAUGUAAGUUCGAGUCAGUUCUAUGGUGAAGGAUAUGAUGACAGUGAUAAGAGAAUUCCCGACAUGACUAUAAUCAACAAGCAGCUAGGUUGGAACCCAAAGACUCCUCUCAAGGAUCUGCUGGAGACAACGUUGACAUAUCAGCACAAGACAUACAAAGAAGCUGUGAAGAGGCAAAUGUCGCAGGCUUCAUCAACGAGUUAGAUGGCAUGUCACCGGACCUCAAGGUGGUGGUGGCUGGGACGGCUCUCGUUUCGAGCCCUAGUCGCAGCUGUUAUGAUGUUUCGGAAGUCAGAAUACAUAUACGCUAGUAAUCGUUUUGAGGCCCUAGAUGUCCAUGUUGUUAGAUUCCAUGCUGCUACCAAGGGAUGUUAUCCGUAUGUGAUAUGUGUGGGUUGGGCCAUCCUUUGUACUUGUGUUGGUUGCUCCUCCUGCUGUGUGAAGUCAUUCUUUGGAAUCAUUUCAUUGGCGAGAGCUGUUAUUGUCCGUUGAGUAUACUGCUGCUGAUGCUACUACUAGGACCUUUUUUGUUGGUUCAUAUUCUGCCAAUUCACUACGUGUCAUUGAUGCUGCCAAA
Messenger RNA from Sorghum bicolor (sorghum), 1784 nucleotides. RefSeq names its product UDP-D-apiose/UDP-D-xylose synthase. The transcript has 9 exons. The record is from RefSeq and is a predicted model, not a curated record. Lineage: Eukaryota; Viridiplantae; Streptophyta; Magnoliopsida; Poales; Poaceae. Bases 218 to 1411 code for a protein of 397 amino acids. Gene Ontology annotation, molecular function: carboxy-lyase activity.